GUGUUUCUCAAAAUAUUUUCAGCUGUUCUCACAGUGUAGCUCAUACAGAUAUCUCAAGGGGACAACGAUAUGAAUGGAGAACCAUUUCUCGUGGUAGCUGUGGUACUAGGAUUUGUGUGGAUUGCCGGCUCCAGUGGCCAAGAUUUCAAUGAUCCUUGUCCCGUGCACAUGAUUUAUUGUCCAAAAUCAAGGUCGUGUGAGGACAUCUUGUCUUCAGCAUGUGCGGCGCCAGUGUGUAAAGAUUUGAAAAUUCCAUGCGACAAUGAGUCCAAAUGCUACCGUCUGUCAGAUCGCUGUGACCAGAUAGCAGACUGUAAGGAUGGAGUUGAUGAACUGUUCUGCUUUUCGUAUCUCACACCGUCCAGACGCAAGUGUAUUCUGACCGGCAAGUGCGACACAAUCACAACCACAACAACAACAACGAGAAGGCCGUAUUGCAGCAUGUAUUCCUGCGACUUUGGCCAAACCUGCUACAUUGAGUACGAACGCUGCGACGGCUUAACGAAGUGCAAUGAUAAGUCAGAUGAGAUGAACUGUUAUGUGGACUGUGGCAGUCGGUUUAGAUGUGAUGACGGGCAAGGCUGUUACUCCUCUGCCUCUCAGUGUGAUGAUUAUAAUGAUUGUGUAGAUGGAUCAGAUGAGGCCAACUGUCCUACAAGAGCUACAGGUUUGAGUGUGGGGCCUAUCGUAGGAGCAGUGGUGGGCAUCAUUAUACUAACAGUCCUUGUCAUCUGCCUCAAGUCUGUCAUGCAAAAGGCAGGGAGACGGGAAAGCCCGGGUGCAGUGGCAUACCACACAGCUGCCAACUAUCGCCAAGCCAACUCCAUGUUUCAGAGCUCACAUACCUACAACAACAACAACAGCAGUAGUUCUCAGUCAUAUCCUCGGUCAGCAUCCUCGGCCACCUCGGCCAAUGGACACAGCGGCAAUUCACCGUAUGCGACCUCCAACAGUGGUCAAACAGGGGCUACAACGACCUACCCUCCGCAGUCUCCAGCGAGACCAGAACAUUUCCCACACAAUGAUCCUUCCAGAUUGCCAUACACUUACCCGGUAUCGGUUGAUCCAGCUGGCCCAGAGUCACCCCCCUGCGCCCCACCUCCAGCAUACGAAACACUGUUUCCUCAGAAAUAGGUUUCCAAGCUCACUUAACUAUGCAAGAAAAAAUGACUAAAUGGUACAUGUACUUCAACUGUUUGAAUCUCAACGACUGCAUGUGUAUUAAAUAUUAGAGUUGUAAUUAAGAGAGAUGAAAUGUUUGAUGUCACUGUUCAUGUAUAUAUUGAAUAAUAGUUUAUUCAACCUUCUAGCUCGUGGUGAUAUGACUGAAAAAUUGUUGAGUACAACGUUAAACCCCAAGCACUCGCUCAGCCGUCUCGCAGCCUGCUGAUGUCUAUUGGUUUCCCCAUCCCAUCCCGGUGUCCUCUCACCAUAAUGCUGGCGGCCAUCAUGUAAGUAAAAUAUUUUAGAGGACAGUGUAAUUACCAGUCAAAUAAAUAAAUAUGUUUUGUUGCUGAUUGAUAAAUGUAUAAUGUACAUGGAGGAACUUUUUAAUCAAGGAUAUUUGUAAUGUUAAAGAAUUGAGUAUCAGCACUUAUACACUGUAUGUAUACAUGUGAUGGAAUUAAGCCGUUAUGAUUUGCAUGCAUAUUGGUUAACUUGAAGUGUAUGAAAUGCCCUUUUCCUGGCAGUGUUAUACCAGUUUUCCCCAAUGUAGUGAAGAUAUGAAGCAAAUCAUGAGGAAGGAGCAGUUUGAGAGGCUUGGUCUCCACCCAUCUCACUCAUUGGUUUGGCUGUGUGAGAACCUUGGUCUCCACCCAUCUCACUCAUUUGUUUGGCAGUUUGAGAACCUUGGUCUCCACCCAUCUCACUCAUUG
This is a messenger RNA of Liolophura sinensis, 1877 nucleotides long. RefSeq names its product low-density lipoprotein receptor-related protein 6-like. NCBI's taxonomy places the organism in Eukaryota, Metazoa, Mollusca, Polyplacophora, Chitonida, Chitonidae. The transcript has 6 exons. Gene Ontology annotation, cellular component: plasma membrane. Gene Ontology annotation, molecular function: protein binding. Bases 70 to 1134 code for a protein of 354 amino acids. The record is from RefSeq and is a predicted model, not a curated record.